CCCGGCUAGCUUCCCCCAUCUUUUUGCGUCGUCGCCUUUUUCCUUCUUCCUUCCCUCAGUCCCUCCCUUUCUCGCUCUGUCGCUCUUCUCUUUUGGGAACCUGCCUAUCAUCCCAAAUCCCACCCGCCCCCUCCUCGUUUUGGGAGUUUUUUUUUUUAAUUAGCGUUUAUUUUUUUCUCCUCGGCCGCCGUCGCCACUGCUGCAUAGCUGGUGUCGGUGCCGCGCUUUUCCCCCCCACGUCCUCCCCGCAGCCUAUGGCCCAGGCCGCCUCGGGUAUUUCUGCUCUAGGUAACCACAUCCCUCUUUAAAAAUUCCGCCUAAAAAGAGAAGACGCUUUACCCGACUCUUUGGGCCGUUAUCUCACGGCGAACUUUCUGACCAGGUAUACAACUAUCCAGAGGGCCUAGGAGAAGUGCUGUAUAGAGAGCAGUUCGACUUCAACGCUGAGCCACCUUGGGAACCUAGCUGAUGAUAGGAGGGUUCCAUCUCCUAACUUGUCCAUUUUGUUGCAUAUUCUAAGGACCCAAACGUAAGGCUUGGUGGCCCAUCUCCUUGUUUUUCCUGGUUUAUGACUUUCGGCUUUGUGGAAUACGGCUGAGAUGAAAGGAUUUAUUGAAGAUGCAAACUACUCUGUUGGCCUGUUGGAGGAAGGAACACAUCUUGGAAAUGUUAUUGAUAACUAUGUAUAUGAACAUACCCUAACAGGAAAAAAUGCAUUUUUUGUUGGAGAUCUUGGGAAAAUUGUAAAGAAACACAGUCAGUGGCAGAAUGUUGUGGCUCAAAUAAAGCCAUUCUACACAGUAAAAUGUAAUUCGGCUCCAGCUGUUCUAGAAAUUUUAGCAGCUCUUGGAACUGGAUUUGCAUGUUCCAGCAAAAAUGAAAUGGCAUUGGUGCAAGAAUUGGGUGUUUCUCCUGAAAACAUCAUUGAUAUAAGUCCAUGUAAGCAAUCUUCUCAGAUAAAGUAUGCAGCAAAAACUGGGGUUAACAUCAUGUCAUGUGACAAUGAAAUUGAAUUGAAGAAAAUUGCACGUAAUCAUCCAAAUGCUAAGCUCUUACUACACAUCGCAACAGAAGAUAUUAGUGGAGAUGAAGAGAGUAACAUGAAGUUUGGCACCACACUGAAGAAUUGUAGGCACCUCUUGGAAUGUGCUAAGGAACUUGACGUCCAAAUAGUUGGUGUUAAGUUUCAUGUUUCAAGCUCUUGCAAAGAACCUCAAGUAUAUAUUCAUGCUUUAUCUGAUGCUCGAUGUGUAUUUGACAUGGCUGGAGAAUUUGGCUUUAAAAUGACCAUAUUGGACAUUGGCGGAGGCUUCACGGGUAGUGAAUUUCAGUUACAAGAGGUUAAUCAUGUCAUCAGCCCAUUGUUGGAUGUCUACUUUCCUGAAGGAUCUGGCAUUAAGGUCAUUUCAGAACCUGGAAGCUACUAUGUAUCUUCUGCAUUCACUUUAGCAGUUAAUAUCAUUGCAAAGAAAGUUGUUGAAAAUGAUGUUUCCUCUGGAGUAGGAAAAACCGGGAGUAAUGAACCAGCCUUUAUGUAUUACAUGAAUGAUGGUGUUUAUGGUUCUUUUGCAAGCAAAUUGUCUGAGAACUUGAAUACCAUCCCAGAGGUUCACAAGAAAUACAAGAAAGAUGCGCCUCUGUUUACAAGCAGCCUUUGGGGUCCAUCCUGUGAUGAGCUUGAUCAAAUUGUGGAAAACUGUCUUCUUCCUGAGCUGAAUGUGGGAGAUUGGCUGAUCUUUGAUAAUAUGGGAGCAGAUACUCUCCAUGAGCCAUCUGCUUUUAAUGAUUUUCAGAGGCCAACUAUUUAUUACAUGAUGUCAUUCAGUGAUUGGUAUGAGAUGCAAGAUGCUGGAAUUACUUCAGACACAAUGAUGAAGAACUUCUUCUUUGUGCCUUCUUGCAUUCAGCUGAGCCAAGAUGACAGUAGCUUUUCCACUGAAGCUUAAAAACAGGCAUUAACGCUUCCUUUUAGACCUGAAGUUGCAAGUUAAGCUUGUCUGGUCAACAUUCCAGUGUGGAAGAAAAAUUGAACAAUCUUAACUAUUCACUCUCCAAAACUUGAAAGAAAUUAGUAAUAAUAGCUAAUUGGGACCAGGCAAAACCAGCUUACAACUACAAUUCUUUGGGGUGAGGUGGGAAUUAGAUAAUGUGUCCAGAUUUAAACUUACCAGUUGUCCAACCCCUAAGCGUUUAAAAUAAAAUAUGCAACAAAAUGGAUGACUUAGUGGAGAUGGAAGCCCAUCACUUGGGUUCCCCAUUAUAAACCGUUUACAUACAAGUACACAGUUUUUAUACUAAGGAUUCCUGUUAGAAAGUCUUGUAAAGUUAUUGUCUUUCGCCCAGAUAUAUCAAAUGUCAGUGGAAGACCAGUGUGACAUCAUUUAGAUAUGUUUAGUGUAUUUAGAAUGUGUAAAUUUGUGCUUUGAACUGUAGUUUAAUAAAUGUAAAAUUGCAUCAUAGUAUUUGUUGUAUUUGACCUGACGUAACCCUUGUAUGAUUGCAAUAAAAUUUUGUGUAGAUUUUACUGUUUUUUCAGGCUAAAACUUUGGGAAAGGGGCUAGUUAGCAAAGGUAGUUUUGAAAUAGAUGUGUAUAUGACUGUUUUGAAAGUUAUUUUUCUUUAGCCCAUUAUUUCAAGUUUAGUUUGGCAGUACUUUUAAUUUUUCAAUUAUUUAAGUUUUCAAUAAUUUAAGUAAAAUAAGUUUGAUAAAUCAUUGUGAAUUUCAUAUUCUUUACUGGAAAGUUGACAUGUAGUUUGCAAUGUUUAUUAAGCAUAGUAUGUUUCUUUUAACAGUUCUAACACCAAAAAUGUUAAACCUGCAAGCCCAACAGUAAUAAAUAGAUAUUUGUAUAUAGAUACAAUGCAUGUAGUACCUUAGAUAUACAAAUUACAAGUGUUAUUGGCUGAGAUGGUAAUUUAUGCUAAAUAAUUAACAGUGUGUGUGGGGGGGAUAAAUUGCAAGUAGUUAUUAUGCAUAUCAGUAAAAAGAAGGGCUAUAUCCAUCUUAAAACCUUGAUGCUCUUUUGCACUGGAUAUUUAAAUUUUUUAAUUGCA
Gracilinanus agilis (Agile Gracile Mouse Opossum) is the source of this 3054-nucleotide messenger RNA. It is a transcript of the gene AZIN1, whose product is annotated as antizyme inhibitor 1. Gene Ontology annotation, cellular component: cytoplasm. The transcript has 12 exons. Gene Ontology annotation, molecular function: ornithine decarboxylase activator activity; ornithine decarboxylase activity. The coding region runs from base 600 to 1946 and encodes 448 amino acids. NCBI's taxonomy places the organism in Eukaryota, Metazoa, Chordata, Mammalia, Didelphimorphia, Didelphidae. Gene Ontology annotation, biological process: negative regulation of protein catabolic process; positive regulation of polyamine transmembrane transport. The record is from RefSeq and is a predicted model, not a curated record.